Molecule: messenger RNA, 390 nt
Organism: Miscanthus lutarioriparius
Lineage: Eukaryota; Viridiplantae; Streptophyta; Magnoliopsida; Poales; Poaceae
Source: the annotation of a GenBank genome assembly
AUGACCCCCAUCUCCGCCGUGGAAUCCGUCCCCGCCAAUCAACUCCUACGUCUCGUGGCCAAGUGCGAGGAUGUCAAGGGCUCAUCCAAGAGCUUCCCCAAGCACGAGGUGAAGCAUGUCUCUGACCAUAAGAGCGCUGCCCGGUGCGCGAAAUUUAGUCCUGAUGGAAAGUAUUUUUCAACUGGGAGUGCUGAUACAUCCAUUAAGUUUUUUGAGGUUGCUAAAAUUAAGCAGACUAUGGUAGGGGACUCCAAAGAUGGUCCUGCCAGGCCUGUGAUUCGCACAUUUUAUGAUCACACACAGGCCAUCAAUGGUCUGGAUUUUCAUCAUGAGAGUCCAAUACUGAUAUCAGCUGCAAAAGACAAUACAAUAAAGUAUGCUUAUCCUUAA